This is a messenger RNA of Pygocentrus nattereri (red-bellied piranha), 1660 nucleotides long. RefSeq names its product aminoacyl tRNA synthetase complex interacting multifunctional protein 2 (gene aimp2). Gene Ontology annotation, cellular component: aminoacyl-tRNA synthetase multienzyme complex. The transcript is spliced from 4 exons. The coding region runs from base 123 to 1079 and encodes 318 amino acids. The record is from RefSeq and is a predicted model, not a curated record. Lineage: Eukaryota; Metazoa; Chordata; Actinopteri; Characiformes; Serrasalmidae.
GCCACGGCCUCUUUCCUCUGGAGCUCGUUAGCUCGCUGCUACAGACGGGCUGUCGAGAAAUCGAUCCCAACCAGUCCGUUCACUCUUAUUUGUGUCGUUUUUCCAGGAGUGUGUCAGACACCAUGUCUAUGUAUCAGGUAAAGCCCGUCUGUGGGGGAGACAUGAAGGUCGAUUUGCCGACGUGCAUGUACACGUUACCGAAUGUCCACGCGCAGCAAGGGGGCGGAUGCGGCGACCACGCGCUCCAGAAUGGGGAGGUGGAUCCUGCUCUUAAAGCGCUGGAAGCUCGUCAGGAUGAGAUCAUGCGUAAGCUGUAUGAGCUGAAAGCAGCAGUGGACGGCCUGGCCAAGACAGUAACUACUCCGGACGCUGACCUGGACGCCACAACCCUGUCACAGAGUCCUGCAGCCGCUGCCUUCACGGGCACGGCUGAUCUGGACUCCCUUCUCGGCAAGGAUCUGGGUGCGCUGAGGGACAUCGUGAUCAAUGCCAACCCGGCUAGUCCGCCACUCUCGCUGCUGGUGCUGCAUGGGCUCCUGUGCCAGCGCUACCGCGUACUCUCCUCGGUGCACGUGCACUCGUCCGUCUCUAGCGUGCCACCGCAACUGCUCUCCUGCCUGGGGCCUCGCCACACUGAGAGUUACACUCGCCAUCGCUUCCAGCUGGGCUUCACACUAAUUUGGAAAGAUGUGCCAAAACUUCAGAUGAAGUUCAACACCCAGAGCAUGUGCUCCAUCGAGGGUGAGGCCAACGUGGCCCGCUUCCUGUUCCGCUUGCUGGCUGCCGAUCCCCAGGACGCAGUCACUGCCACACAGGUCGACUCCUGGGUGGACAUGGCCAUGUUCCAGCUGGCCGAGGGGGGCAGUAAGGAGCAGGCGGCCGUACUGCGCUCGCUUAACAGCGCCCUAGGCCGCUCGCCCUGGUUGCUGGGUCAGGAGCUCACACUGGCUGACAUUGUCUGCGCGUGCUGCCUCCUCCGGGCCGGCCAGGCCGCGUCCCCCCCGGCCAAUGUCCACCGCUGGCUGCAGUCCUGCCGUAACCUGGGCCACUUUGACUGUGUGUACCCUCUUCUGCAGUGAGGAGAGCAGCGGGAGGCUAAAAAGGGGGUUUUGGGCUUAGUAACAGAAAAUGAGAAGAUGUUUAUCCAUGCCAGUAAGCUAAAUGAAUUACAGAGAAGUGCGUUAAGAUAUUAUUGUGCACAGAGUUGCAGAUGAGUUACAGAGGGCCCUAGUGAUGGGGAUCAAAUCAGCAGGGAUGUCAUCUCACUGCAGUUAGACCCAAAUGAAAAAAGCCAAUGCAGAAGGUCCUAACAGACCUAAGUUGAAUAUGCACAUGAAUAUGCAGAUGCUCUGAUCAGAAUAAUGCUUAAAUUACGUCGUAUUGAUGAGGAUUGUAAUGCACUCAGAGCAAAGAGCGGACCUUUAGACUAUAGCUGAUGCUGGGUACCGAUGCUGCAAACAUGUCUCCCCCCCACCUUGUGCCUAACAUGAUGCUGUGCUGUGUGUAAAAUGUUAACACUGAACAUUACUUGGGUUCCUAAGUGAAGCAGUUCAAAUGUGAAGCAGUGGACCUACUGGUAUUGUUAUGAGAAGUGUGAGAGAUACUUUGUAGCGUCUUUUUCAUAAAGACUAUUAAAAUUUUCACGUUGGGUCAAACUUUG